Messenger RNA from Sebastes umbrosus (honeycomb rockfish), 3659 nucleotides. RefSeq names its product WAS/WASL interacting protein family member 3 (gene wipf3). Lineage: Eukaryota; Metazoa; Chordata; Actinopteri; Perciformes; Sebastidae. Gene Ontology annotation, molecular function: actin binding. The transcript is spliced from 9 exons. The record is from RefSeq and is a predicted model, not a curated record. Bases 1319 to 2674 code for a protein of 451 amino acids.
GUCUCUGUCAUUGGUCCAGUGUUGUGUCCCGGUGGGCGGUAAAGGUGUGGCCUCUCACUCCUGCAGUAGUGCGCUCUCAUGGGAAUAAACACGCAGAAAGGGACCGUUGCGCACGACCACUAUGGCAUGUUUUUCGGCGUGGACACCAAUGUGAAGGAAGAUGAAAAGUUUUUUGAACUUUUGGCAACGUUUCCUCGAGGUUUAGUUAUUGGGCCGGAUACGUGGUGUCCUCAUUGGACUAUAAAUAACUCCACGAGGAGCGCACUAUGAGGUCAGUGUGCUGUGGUCUGUCUCACUGAAGAAGCUUUCUCUGCAAACAGGUGGAUUACAGAUAUUUUGGAAGGACGAGCAAGACGUCCUACAGGUCAAAGACAAAACAGCUGAUGUGAGAGGUGCAUGUCCACUCAGUGUCCCACCUGUUCCUCUAGAGCUCAGCUAGCCAGCGUCCAGCUUUAAAGACCUCUACUGUACACCAGCAGUGUCACGGAGGCUGCCUGACACAGAUAUGAAGAUAGAAAUAGCAACGGGGGAACAGUCUGCCAGUUGCAUAGACGGGAGGUGACUUGCACACACAAACACACAUAAACAAGAGAUAGAUAGAUAGACAGAUACACAGAGAUUCAACAAAAACAGGUUUUGUUCUGUGUUUUAUUAAAUUGCUCAGGAGGAUCAUGAUCGUGCAAAUACCACAGAGAACCGAAUGUGCACAAACCUCGGGCUGUUUUCAGUUAAUGCAAGACAGCUCGUCAAGAAUUUAUGAUGUCAAGAAAGUUGUGCGGAGGUCUCAGUGGCUGUCGCUGUGGAUCACUUAGUAGCUGAGUUGCCAACAACAUGUGGAGACUGAAAGACGGUGAUGUAAUAUAACCCUGGACAUGAUGAGCUGUUCCUGGAAAGUUGCUGUUUCGCCACCGAUGCUUAUCUCUUUUGACUACUGAACCACAAGACAUCCUGUUGCAUGUUCAGCAUAAUCUGGAAAAAAAAAAAAAAAAGAACAAUGUGUGUGCACGCUGUAGCGUUUUCCUGUGGAGUUUCCUCAAUGUGUUUUCCAUUCGCUUACUGCAGCGAGGGCCUUCGGUCACUGCAGAGCGACUGAAGGGUUGGGGUCCAUUACUUUUCACACAACACUCUCCAUUGUUCCUCUCCCAAGUCCAGCCACAGGGCAUUGUGGGAAGAAUAGGAGGACAGGGCUGGGGGUGGAGGAGGGAGGGGAUAUGUCAGAUUUCUCUAGAGAGGAUGGAGCGUUCGCUGCUUCCUGUUUUGCGCCGUACGCCUGUGAAAGCUCUUCCUGUUCAGAGAAGAAGGUAUCUGAGGCCUCAGCAUGCCAGUCCCCCCUCCUCCCCCUCCGCCUCCCAUGGCUCCCCCUCCACCACCGCCGCCAAGCGCUCCCCUACCCCAGUGUCCGUCGGAGCCUCCUAAGCUCCAGUCUGGAGGAGGAGGUGGAGGAGGUGGAAGGAAUGCCCUGCUGGCCGACAUCCAGAAAGGAGCCAGACUCAAGAAAGUCACACAGGUCAACGACCGCAGUGCCCCCGACGUCGAUAAUCCCAAGGCUAGCGCUGGAGAUGCAUCCAGCAGUGUUGGGGCUUCUCAGGGCUCAUCAGGAGGGAUGGCACCCAUGGGACCCUCUCUGAGUGGGCUCUUUGCUGGAGGGUUCCCCGCUCUCAGACCGAUUGGACAAAGAGACUUAGCAGGAAAGACCCCAGUGUCGCGGUCGAGCUCCUCGGCCUCCCUGAAGCCUCUGUGGAACGCCCCGUCGCCAGCGGACACAAGCAGCUUCUCUGAGCCUCACAGGACGGCGGAGCUCCUCCGCUCCAUCCACCGUCCGCUCGCUCCUUCCUCCUCCGCUCCUCCCUCCCCCUCUCACGGCAGCAAGCACCCACCUUCUUUCCCCGCUUCCUCUCCCCCUCCGCCUCCACCCACCCCUCCCUCUGCUCCUCCCCCGCCUCCCCCACCUCAAGCCUUCCAGGACCGACCCGCCAACAGGCCUCCGCCUCUCCCCUCCUGCCCUCCUCCUCCUCCUCCAUCCCACAUCACCAAACCCACCUGGCUCCCCAUCCAGCACUCAUACCACACCACCAUCUCCCAGUCCUCUACACCUCCUCCUCCUCCACCAGCAGGGGACCGCUCCUCGGGGUACUUCUACCCGCCGCCCCCCUCCCCAGUCCACCCCGAACCUUCGAGGUUCCCCAUCCUGCGGGACAGCCCACUGGGACCUCCUCCCCCACCUCCUGCUCCCCCUCUCCCAGCUUGUUUCACCCCCACCUGCCCAACCGACCUCCCCCCUCCACCUCCCAAGUUGGCCGCAGUGCCCUCCCCGACCAUGCGCUCUCUGCCUCCCUCGUACCCCUGCAACGCUCCCACCCGACGGCCGCCUGCUGUGCCCAGAAGUGCAGGUGUGGGUCGGAUGGCUCCUCCUCCAGCUCCCCCGGCUCGUUCCCCCUCUACCGAGCUGUCCAGCCGCAUUCCUCCCCCUCCUCCACCACCUCCCCUGCCUCCGUCAAGUCUCAGGAAUGGACACCUGUAUAGCCUGGCAGACAAUUUUGAAUCCAAGUUCCAGUUCCACCCCGUAGAGGACUUCCCCCCUCCCGAAGAAUUCAAGCCUUUCCCUCGGAUCUACCCCAGCAAAGAAAACAGAGUGAACCCCAAACCACCUGCUAUUAUGACACACCUCAGAUGAGUCCAGGCCUCGCCCUGUUCUUCAUCCCCCCCAAACUCGGCCCUCCUCCUCCUCCUCCUCCUCCUCAUGACAAUAACAUAACUGUCAUGGGCUUAUUUGGUUGCAUGCUCUGAGUGUGUGUUGUUUGUUGUCUAGUGUAUUUGUGUAUGUGAGUGUCAAACAGGGUCCCGCCUUAUUCUGACUAUGUGACCUCUGACCUCUUCCAGUGUGGAAUGUUUUGAAUGUGUGUGAGGAGGAGGGCUCUCCCUACUCAUACUCAUAAGUUACAUACAGACUCUACACACACACAGUAUAUACAGUGUCUUCCAGCAGCUAUAUUUAACAUGGAUCUUGACACUGUUUUUAAGCAUUUCAGUAUCUACAUACAGAAUAGAAUAUUUUGAUUUGAUGUCAUGAUCUGUCCCUUUAAGCAGUAGUGCUUUUAGAGUCUGCAUUUGACCUAGAAACAUUCUUGAACACACAGAUAGUAAAGCUCUUUUAUAAAAGCAAACUGUGGCCUACUGUACAAGAAGAAGUUCCUUGUACAAAUGUCCUUCAACGAUAUUCUCCCUACACCUUUUUUUAAAACAUUCGAGCAGGACAAUCCUCUCAAGAUGUCAUCUGUUUUCCCUUAAUAGUGGGAGACUAUGUAAACUUCAUUUUCAACUCAAUGUGAAAAAACUUGCAGGUGAAUACUUGGAUAUGUUAACCUUGAGGGUUCAUAAAUCCUUGUACAUACUGUAUAGUGGUGCUCUCAUGUGUUUAUGUCAUUAUUUUUAUAAACGCAUCCAUAAAAGUGUAGAAGAGAAUAUACUGUCUACUGCUUUUAUAAUCAUGGGAAUGCAUGUGUUUUAAGUUACACUGAGGUGUCAUGAAUAGAUAAUGAGGUUUAGUGUUUCCUUUCUCCCUGUAUUAACCAACACUAACACCUGUCAAAACAGUGCCACCUGCUGGUUCAAUGUGUAAAGUGUUACCACCAAAUAAACCACAGUAUUUUGUUUAAAAA